UAACGAUCUCAAUACAAAACCAUCGAGCAAACGUUUAGAAAAUUGAUAGUUUUUUGCUUUCUUAUUUCUGAAACUUAAGCUGUUUUUCUUUUGUCUGUGCAAGUCUGCUCGAAGCGCAUCUGAUGCCGCAAAUUUGUUGUUCAGAAUCGCUUGCUAAAAAGAUGGCCGCCGAAUAUUACUUUGAUGCUCACUGAUUAUCGAUUGAUGAUAUCUUUGCUCAUUUGAAAAAAUCAAUUCUUAAAGGGAGUUAUACUUUAUCAAAAUCAAAGUCAAGAGCGUCUUUUAUUUUGUACCAAAACUAUCCUUUAUGCUCGAUAUAUUUCUGAUCGGCUUCUUAAAAUUAAUUUUAUUACUUAAUUGAUCUUAUUUUUUAAUCUCUCAAGUUUGUUUCAUUCUUAUUAAAGCCACUUAUAACAUAUUGUUAAUUUGAUUUCAAAAAAUCCGAGGUAAAAAAGAUAACAGUAUCACGUGAUAGAUGACAGUAUAUUCUUCGAUAUAAUUCCAAAAGGAGUAUUUUAACUUCUCCCAAAAGACCUCCGCAAAAUGUGGUCUACUCAGCUACAUAUCUUGACUCAAAUCUUUCUGAUUCCAUCGAUAUUCUCAAAUGAACGACCUUCGAAGAGAAGAAACGUGGAAGUAGAAAAGGUCAAUUGGAUCUACCAAGUAGAUGCAGAUCAACACGUGAUCACCUUUCGUCCCUCUAGUGAUGAACUUGAAGUCCAGCAAGAUUACAGCAAAAUUGUGUCCGAGUAUGAAUUCCUGAUAAAAGUUGAAUGUGGUUCUAUCGGCACUUUUGAUCUCGGAAAAUUUCUCACUUCCAGCACACUCUCAGAAUCAACUGCCAACUGGCGACUGAAGUUUUCGACCAUCGAAAUAACAGACGGACCGAAUCUAUCAGAAAUCAUUCCUUCUAAACUUAAGAUUCUGACAAUCAAAUCAAUAACUUUGAAUAAACUGAGCAUGUCACAUCUCGAGUUUAAAAGUUUUGCAAAUUUUCCCAACUUGGAGACGCUCACGCUUCAGAACAAUAUGGCCAAAGAAAUCUCAAUUGACUCCAAAAUUGCGCAGCUUAAAAAGUUACGUAAUCUGAAUUUAAUUGGAAACAGGCUGAAAGAAGUUCCCUUUAUUGACUGCAGUUUUGCUGAGCUAAAUUUGAAUUUCGAGGACAAUUUAAUUUCGAACUUUCCAUUAGAGAGAUUCCAAGAGAUGUUUAGCAGAUCUAAAUCAGUAUCAGUUAAUUUUGCAAACAACCCAAUCAGCUGCGACUCUUCCUGGAUUGAAAUAAAGUCUGAGUUAUCAUCUUUGAGCUACCUCAUGAUUGAGUUCAAAAAUGUUAUUUGCAACCAAGCUACAGAUGCGAAAAUGAAAAAUGUCAACGUCGCAGAGGUGAAAAAUUCCGAACUGAAAGCUCCGGUUAUUCCAAUUUUCAGUUCCGAACUGAAUAAAGUCUGGCAGUUUGAUGCCUUUGCGGUGGCUCCAUGUGCGAUAGAAAAUGAAGAACAGAUUUUUCCGGAUGUGUUCAAAGAGUGGAGAUUUGGCUCUUCCAAGUACGUGUUGCAGAGUUGGAGGAACGAGCUCAUUUUCAAAUCUUCGAUGGUCCCAUGGGCUGCGAUUGACAACGAAGGCCAACUUAUCAUCAAACUUCACUCCAAAAACAACAAGCAGAACAACAUUCUAGAACCUUCUCCGGAUUCCGAUAUCACGUGCACUGUCUUCAACUCCUUCUUCAACCAGACUAUGAAGUUGGACUUAAUCGACCCUAAUUCGUCACUUGAGUCUUCUUCGACUCAAUAUUGGCCAGUUGCUCACUUGCUUUUGGUCUUCUUAGCUUUUCUAAUCGCAUUCCUAUCUUUAAUUCUGAUGCUCGUUUUUCUUAUUUUACGUUUUUGUACCAAAAAAGGAUCAAAGUUUUGCUCGAAAAGACGCGGGCGGAAUCCGAACUCAAUCACAGACGACCCGGUUACAAUCUAUUCGAUGCACGAAUCAAAUCGCCGAGGUCAAAGCAACUCGCGCAUCUCUCGUGCACUUGACGAAUCCGCAAAUUCGCGCAUCUCUCGUGCACUUGACGAAUCCGCAAACCGCAAUGUGUUUGACCCUCCGAAGUCUAAUGAAUCAUCGCCGACGUUCUCGGAGGGGGCGUCGCAUUUGGAGUGGGACCCAGAUCAAAGUGCCGAAUUGUACAUUACACGAAACAACUCGUUGUGGAACUCGAGAAUAUCCGAACCGUCUACACCCCUGUCGGCAUCAUUCGUCUACGCCAAUCGGUCGCGCCUAGGAUCUAGGCUUGAAAGCACAUGUAGUGAACAAAUGGCUUAGUUGGAAUAAAUUUACGAGGAGUUAUUAGAAUUUAUACAUAUAUCUAAGCGCACCAAGCGUACACAAAUGAUGAAACAACCUUGCUGAUAAUUAAUUUGAAUCGUUUCGUUAUUUGUAAAAUAACUGAAUUAGCUUAACAAUAAUCAGCUUUUUAUAUCAAGUUUAAUUUCAUAAAAGUUGUAGUGUAAAACAAUAAAGUGUUUUUUGUUCUGUCACAGAUUAGGUUUUCUAUUAACAUGAAUAAA
This is a messenger RNA of Symsagittifera roscoffensis, 2561 nucleotides long. RefSeq lists its product as uncharacterized. The record is from RefSeq and is a predicted model, not a curated record. Gene Ontology annotation, cellular component: membrane. Gene Ontology annotation, molecular function: protein binding. The transcript is spliced from 4 exons. Lineage: Eukaryota; Metazoa; Xenacoelomorpha; Acoela; Convolutidae. The coding region runs from base 544 to 2316 and encodes 590 amino acids.